Molecule: messenger RNA, 1899 nt
Organism: Striga hermonthica
Lineage: Eukaryota; Viridiplantae; Streptophyta; Magnoliopsida; Lamiales; Orobanchaceae
Source: the annotation of a GenBank genome assembly
AUGAAACUGCAAGUCCGAGAUCGCCAUGUGGUUAUGGACAAUGGCAUCCUCAGAGUGACACUGUCAAAGCCAGAUGGCAUUGUGACCGGCAUUAAGUACAACGGCAUAGACAAUUUGCUUGAGAUUGCUAACGAGGAAUCGAAUAGAGGGUAUUGGGACUUUGUUUGGAGUCCUCCGGGAAGCACUGGAACUACAGGAACAUUUGAAUUGAUCCGUGGGAAAAAAUUUGAAGUUGUGGUGCAGACAGAGGAACAAAUCGAGCUAUCAUUCUCAAGAACAUGGGAUAUAAGUGAGCAGGGCAAGUUUGGACCACUAAAUAUAGACAAAAGAUUCGUGAUGCUCCGUGGCUCGUCGGGCUUCUAUUCAUAUGCAAUUUACGAGCAUUUAGAAGGGUGGCCGGGUUUCAACCUCGACGAGACAAGAAUUGUUUUCAAGCUGAGAAAAGACAAGUUUCGUUACAUGGCAAUGGCGGACAACCGGCAGAGAUAUAUGCCGUUGCCGGACGACCGGUUAGCCGGGAGAGGAGAAGCCUUAGAUUAUCCAGAGGCUGUGCUUUUGGUGAAUCCAAUUGAGCCUGAAUUUACAGGUGAAGUGGAUGAUAAGUACCAAUAUUCAGGUGAUAAUAAAGAUGUGAAGGUCCAUGGUUGGAUAUGUGAGGACCCAAUUGUGGGCUUUUGGGUAAUUAUGCCCAGCAAUGAAUUUCGAACUGGCGGGCCCAUCAAACAAGACCUGACUUCACACGUUGGACCUAUUGCACUUUCUAUGUUUGUGAGUGCUCACUACGGCGGGGCAGAUUUAGUAGUGAAGUUUGGAGAAGGGGAGGGAUGGAAGAAGGUUUUUGGUCCGGUUUUUGUUUAUCUGAAUUCUGUAGACCCUCAAGAACCCGACCCGCUUUUGCUUUGGGAAGAUGCCAAACUUCAGGUGUUGGAACAAGUUGAAAAUUGGCCCUAUAGUUUUCCAGCGUCACAGGACUUCCCAAAAUUAGAUGAGAGGGGCAAUGCCGGUGGCAGAUUACUUGUUAGAGACAGAUUCUUAAGUGAGGAUGAUAUAGUGGCAAAUGGUGCUUACGUUGGUUUGGCACCUCCAGGAGAAAUCAGAUCUUGGCAAACAGAAGGCAAGGGAUAUCAGUUCUGGACAACAACAGAUGACAAUGGGUACUUUUCCAUUCAGAACAUAGUAAGUGGGGACUAUAAUCUAUUCGCAUGGGUCCCUGGAUUUAUUGGGGACUUCAGACACGAUGUAUCUAUUACCAUAAGCCCAGGGGACAACAUCGAUGUGGGAGAACUAGUGUACGAGGCCCCGAGAGAUGGGCCCACGCUAUGGGAGAUAGAUGUACCUGAUCGUACGGCCCAGGAAUAUUUUGUACCAGAUCCCAAUCCUAACUAUAUUAACAAACUUUAUGUCAAUCAUCCUGACAGGUUUAGGCAGUAUGGAUUAUGGGAGAGAUAUGCUGAAUUGUACCCAAAUGAGGAUUUAGUUUACACUGUUGGGGAGAGCAAUUAUGCCACAGAUUGGUUCUUUGCCCAUGUUACCAGAAGAAAAGAAGAUAAUACGUAUGAAGCAAGUACGUGGCAAAUUAAGUUCAAAGUGGAUAUGGUUGACCCGAGUGCAAUAUACACAUUGAGAAUUGCACUUGCUUCUGCAAAUCAAGCUGUAUUAGAGGUUCGAAUCAAUAAUCCGGAUGAAAACCCUCCAUUAUUUACUAGUGGAUUGAUUGGAAAAGACAAUGCUAUCGCGAGGCAUGGUAUUCACGGAUUGUAUUGGCUGUUCGAUGUGGGAGUUUCGGGUACUUCACUUGUUGAUGAGGAGUACAACACAAUUUAUUUGACACAGUCAAAUGCUAAGGGCCCAUUUCAAGGCCUUAUGUACGACUACAUUCGUCUCGAGGGCCCGUGGUAA